This is a messenger RNA of Choloepus didactylus (southern two-toed sloth), 1829 nucleotides long. It is a transcript of the gene KHK, whose product is annotated as ketohexokinase. Gene Ontology annotation, molecular function: ketohexokinase activity. The record is from RefSeq and is a predicted model, not a curated record. The transcript is spliced from 9 exons. Bases 549 to 1622 code for a protein of 357 amino acids. Gene Ontology annotation, biological process: fructose metabolic process. NCBI's taxonomy places the organism in Eukaryota, Metazoa, Chordata, Mammalia, Pilosa, Megalonychidae.
GGCUGCCUCCGGGAGGCCGAGCUCAUCCUAGCGGGUCCAGGGGCGUGAGUCGGGUCCGCGGGUGCAGGGGAGGGCACAUCUCUAUUGCGCUUUCUCUUUGCAUCCCUGAGAUUGCCUCGCUGCGCUUUAAAGAGGUUUAACGUUAGCUGCGAUUCCGUCUGACUAGUUAGGGAACCGAGGCCGAGGAGUGGGAGGUUUGGCCAUCUGCAGGACCCGGUGACCUGCUAAGGGAAGGCCGGGAACCCAGACGUCGGGGUCUGCGCUCCCAAACCGGCUUGGAUCGGUGGGCGCUGGAGCAAAGGCCGUGCCGCGUUGCUUGCACCCCACCCCACCUCACCCCUCGCCGCUGCCGGAGGCUCCCUGGGGGAGGAGCUCCGGGGGCGGAGGAGGAGCCACGGCGGCUCCAGGGAGCCGGGACGCAGUCAUCCCGGAUAAGAGGCAGAGCCCGGCAGGAACCCCGGCAGCCCGGCAGGCAGAAGGCUCCGGGAGCAGCCUCAUGGAAGAAAAGCAGAUCUUGUGCGUGGGGCUAGUGGUGCUGGACAUCAUCAAUGUGGUGGAUAAGUACCCGGAGGAAGACACGGACAGCAGGUGCUUGUCGCAGAGAUGGCAGCGCGGAGGCAACGCGUCCAACUCCUGCACCGUCCUCUCCCUGCUCGGAGCCCCCUGCGCCUUCAUGGGCUCGCUGGCGCCGGGCCAUGUUGCCAACCUUUUGGGGAUCGUGGUGGCCCCACCAGCUACCCUGCUGUCCCCCAAACCCUUGUCACACUGCACCUCCCCUCGGGUUACCCUACCCUGGCAGUUUUGUCCUGGAGGACCUCCGCCGCUAUUCCGUGGACCUACGCUACACGGUCUGUCAGACCAGGGGCUCCAUCCCCACCUCCACGGUCAUCAUCAGCGAGGCCAGCGGCAGCCGCACCAUCCUGCACGCCUACAGCUUCCUGGUGGCUGACUUCGGGCGGCGGGGCGUGGACGUGUCCCAGGUGGCCUGGCAGACAAGGGGGGAGACCCCCUGCUCUUGCUGCAUCGUCAACAACUCCAAUGGCUCCCGCACCAUUGUGCUCUACGACACGAACCUGCCCGACGUGUCUGCUGAGGACUUUGAGAAGGUUGAUCUGACCCGGUUCAAGUGGAUCCACAUCGAGGGCCGGAACGCCUCGGAGCAAGUCAAGAUGUUGCAACGAAUAGAAAAGCACAAUUCCAGGCAACCUCCAGGGCAGCGGAUCCAGAUGUCCGUGGAGGUGGAGAAGCCCCGGGAGGAGUUGUUCCAGCUGUUCAGCUGUGGAGACGUGGUGUUUGUCAGCAAAGACGUGGCCAGACACUUGGGCUUCUGGUCAGCGGAGGAUGCUAUCAGGGGACUGUACGGUCGUGUGAGGAAGGGGGCUUGGCUGGUCUGUGCCUGGGCUGAGGAGGGUGCUGACGCCCUGGGUCCUGAUGGGUGCCUGCUCCACUCGGACGCUUUCCCCCCACCCCGGGUGGUGGACACCCUGGGCGCCGGAGACACCUUCAAUGCCUCUGUCAUCUUCAGCCUCUCCCAGGGAAAGAGCAUGCAGGAGGCACUGAGCUUUGGCUGCCAGGUGGCUGGUAAGAAGUGUGGGCUGCAGGGCUUCGAUGGCAUCGUGUGAGAGCCCUGCAGAGGAGGACUGGCUCAUCACCCCUCCAUGCAGGUGGCAUCCCUGGCUGCCGCUGCCUUUUCCCCUCUGUCCAGCCUGGCCUCCCAGCUGCCCCACUCCCUGGGCAGAUGGGGGCUGUAGGGUGGGCUCUGCUUGUGUGUGUGUCCCCAUCCAUCUCACCCUGCAGUACCUCCAAGGAAAUAAAUCUCCUCUCCCAGA